Neopsephotus bourkii (Bourke's parrot) is the source of this 1227-nucleotide messenger RNA. RefSeq names its product phosphoribosyl transferase domain containing 1 (gene PRTFDC1). The record is from RefSeq and is a predicted model, not a curated record. The transcript is spliced from 8 exons. Bases 59 to 661 code for a protein of 200 amino acids. NCBI's taxonomy places the organism in Eukaryota, Metazoa, Chordata, Aves, Psittaciformes, Psittacidae. Gene Ontology annotation, molecular function: hypoxanthine phosphoribosyltransferase activity. Gene Ontology annotation, biological process: purine ribonucleoside salvage.
CCAGCCGCUCUCCCCGCCGGCCCCGCCCCGCCGCAGCCCCUCGGCAGGGCGCAGGAAGAUGGCCGGGGAAGGCGGGAGCGGCGAGGCGGCGCGGAGCGGCGGAGGCCGCGGCGUUGUGAUUUCAGACAAUUGGCCUGGAUACAGUCUGGAUUUGUUCACUUAUCCUCAGCACUACUAUGGAGAUCUGGAAUAUGUGCUCAUACCACAUGGCAUUAUUGUUGACAGGACAGAACGAUUGGCCAAAGAUAUUAUGCAAGACAUUGGAGACAAUGAUAUUGUGGUUCUCUGUGUCCUCAAAGGUGGCUACAAGUUCUGUGCUGACCUUGUGGAGCACAUUAAAAAUCUCAGCAGAAAUUCAGAAAGGUUCAUCUCUAUGAAAGUCGAUUUUGUUAGACUGAAAAGUUACCACAAUGAUCAGUCUAUGCAAGAUAUGCAGAUAAUGGGAGGAGAUGGUCUUUCAAAGCUGACUGGGAAGAAUGUCCUCAUUGUGGAGGAUAUUGUUGGAACUGGAAGGACUAUGAAGGUUCUACUUAAUACUAUAGAAAAAUACAAGCCAAAAAUGAUUAAAGUGGCAAGUUUGUUGGUGAAAAGAACAUCUCGGCCUGAUGGGUACAGACCAGACUGUAUGUGGCUAAAUACUGAAAAGAAUAGAUCCAUCUAGAAGAGAUCAACCAGUAUUUGAUACUGAAGAAAGCUGUGGUCAACUGAGCUGGGGAGGAAGGUGGAAGGAGAGUAGGCAGGUGGGUACCAGGAAGCAGCCUGAAGGGCUUUGAUUUGGACUGUGGGAGGAAGGGAAUCUUUAUGAAACAAAAGUUACUUAAUGUUGGGCAUGGCACUGUGGUUGUAGCUCAGUAAUCUGAACUGUGACCUAAACAUUUUGUUGUACAACUUUUAUACAGUGGUAUUUUUAUCAUUUAGAAUUUAAUCCAGUUAAUUUUAGUGUACAUUUACCUGGAUUUGCUGAUGUUAAAUACAUUAAAAAUGCAAUUAAAUUACUUCAUGAAGGAUAGUUUAAUAUUUUUAUGUAGUAACUUGUAAAGUGAAACAGGUUGUAUCCUUGUUUAUUCAUACGGUGAUGAAUUUUAUAAAGCAUCAAAGAUCUCCCUUGUAAAUCACUGACAGUGGUGUGUCAGUUCCUCACCCAAAUUUAUGAUUCCAAAGUGUCUAUUACCCACAAUUUUUAACAAUGGAACAAAUUCCUUACUUGAAUAUGUGUAAAAUCUUUUA